Salvia hispanica is the source of this 1251-nucleotide messenger RNA. RefSeq lists its product as uncharacterized. The record is from RefSeq and is a predicted model, not a curated record. Gene Ontology annotation, molecular function: calmodulin binding. Lineage: Eukaryota; Viridiplantae; Streptophyta; Magnoliopsida; Lamiales; Lamiaceae.
AUGUCAACAAGAAGAAAAGAGGAUGUUUCAUAUGUGACUGAGAAGAGAGGAAUCUCUCCCUCUCAUCUCAAAAGCCCCAAACCUUACAAACCUGUCUCCAUAAGCAGAAGCCUCGGCUCCUCCCCAUCGUCGCAGAAAGCCACUCCCAACUACCUCAAGCCGACGCUCUCGUCAUUGCUCUCAUGCGGGGACGCCAUUAAGGAGAAUAUUCUAGCCCGGAGGAGGUCAUUCGACAAGCCCCCCUCCCCAACCCCAACGACGAAACCAAGGGGCUUCUCGCCCACCCGGUCGUUACGGUCCUCCUCGUUCUCCGGGAAGACCGGUAGGGCAGUUAGCUCGCCCAAAAGCGACCGGAGCUUGAAAGGGACAAGGGAGGCUAGCAAACAGCAUCUGUAUGCUAGGGCUGUGGGCGGUCUCAAGAAGAGCGCCUCCUUUGCAAGUAAAAGUGCUUCGAGAAAGAAAGAUCCAUCGGAUCAUAUAGAAACUAACAUUGCUGGAGAUGAAGAAGAUCAAGUGGUGGGGAAUCUAGAACUCGAGGAUGAAAGCCACAACAAGGCUGAUUCUCCGACAGCGUCUGAGGUGCUUGAUGCUGAUGGUGGUGACGCUUCUGAGGUUGAAACGUCCCCUAUGACCUUGGAACAGCGUGACGCCAGCAAUGGGGAGGCCGAGAGCCCCACAAUUUGUGAAGAAAGUGAUGACAAUGUGCCUACAAUUGAGUCUCCUACACUUUUAGGACAAGAUGAUGCUGAUCCUUUGAGUGAAGUGGAUGAUAGCACUACUAAUCCUGAUCACAGUAAGCCCGACGAAGACGAGGGAGAAGAGGCGAAAGAACUGGAUGUGAAACUCGAAGGCGAGGCAGGAGAGGUGCAGAAGGGGGUAGGUGAGGAUGGCGGAGAAGCAGCGCCAAGACUGUCUCACGGGAAGAAGGACGUGGGACUCUCCAACAACGUGAUCGAAGAGAUGACCCGUGAGCAGAGGCGGAACAAGGUGAGAGCGCUCGCUGGAGCGUUUGAAACCGUCAUAUCCCUGCAGGAGCAUAAGUAGCCACAGCUCAGAAAGUUGAAGCAAUGAUGAGUUAAAUAUGGUUUGCAUGUCAGUUGAUUGUGUUGAAGCUCAUGAUGUUGAUGUAUGUGCUUUUGUUUUUGUAAGGUUUUCAGUUAGCACCAGUUGAUCUGUACAAAAAACUACUGGGAAAUUUUGGAGGAGUCCAAGCACAUCUUUUGUCUGAUUGUAAUGCAAAAAAAUUGGAUU